AUGAGUGAAGAGAAAGUGCGCAAUGGCACAGCAUUCACAGGGGAUGAGGCCGAGUUGGCGAAGAUGGGAUAUAAACAGGAGUUGAAGCGCGAUUUGGGUCUCUUGCAGAACUUUGGCGUUUCGUUCUCGAUUAUUAGUGUGAUUACUGGAGUUCCUUCACUUUUCUUGUACGGCUUGACGACGGGCGGUCCAGUGGUGAUGGUUUGGGGAUGGGUAGUUGUUUCGGUCUUUACGAUGACUGUGGGGCUUGCCAUGGCCGAAGUAUGUAGCGCACAUCCUACAAGUGGCGGUCCUUAUUUCUGGGCGGCUAUGCUCUCAGAACCUCUGUACGCUCCAUUCGCGUCGUGGAUCACAGGAUGGUUCAACCUCCUUGGUCAAGUUGCGGUGACCACGGGUAUUAGCUUUGCAUGCGCGAACUUUAUAUCGACGAUCGCAACGUUUAAUACGGAUUUCGUCCCGACGGCAAGGACAACCAUUGGUAUAUACGCUGCAGUGCUUUCUGGCCAAGGUCUCAUUAACACGUUCGGCGUACAUCUUCUGAAGUACAUCAACAAUUUCUCAAUAUGGUGGCAUGCAGUAGGCACGACGGCUCUGGUGAUUGCGAUACUUGCAGCUGCUCCGACGCACCACUCUGCAAAGUUUGUCUUCACACAGUUCAUUGACGGAACUGGCGUGGCACAGCCGGAUGGUUCCACCAUUGGAUGGGGAUCGCGCGCGAGCACAGGAUAUGUCGUCGUCGUCGGUAUACUUAUGUCGCAGUAUUCUUUAACGGGUUUUGACGCCAGUGCUCAUAUGACUGAAGAGACUCAUAAUGCGGCCAUGGCCGGUUCACUUGGGAUUAUUACUGCGAUCGGAGUGAGCGCUAUCCUUGGAUGGUUCCUUAUUCUUGGAUUAUUAUUUUCGAUGCAAGAUUACAAUGCAACAGUAGGUAGUGAUACGGGUGAACCAGUUGCUCAGAUAUUCCUUGAUACUGUCGGAGAGAAAGGUGCAAUCGUGUUGAUGGUGAUUGUCAUCGGUGCCAUGUUUAUGUGCGGGGUAUUCUCCGUUACCUCCAAUUCCCGGAUGAUGUACGCCUUUUCGCGAGACGGUGCUCUUCCAGGCGCGAAGUUUUUCCACCGCGUCAGUGUACGUCAGAGAUCUCCCGUUCGCACUGUCUGGCUCGCCUGUACUCUCAGCUUCAUCCUUGGUCUUCCAAGUCUCGGAAGCCAAGUUGCGUUCAGUGCAGCAACAAGCAUUGCCACCAUCGGUCUAUACGUCUCAUACGCAAUCCCUAUUGCACUUCGUCUCAUUUAUCGAAGAAGGUUCGUAAGGGGACCGUUCCAUCUCGGAAAAGCAAGUGAAGUGAUUGCUGGUAUCGCUGUUGCGUGGAUCACGUUCAUCUCGAUUGCGUUCAUUCUCCCGCAAGAGAACCCUGUAAAUUCACAAACGUUGAAUUAUGCGAUUGUUGCUGUGGGCAUUGUGGUGACGUACUCUCUUGGUCUUUGGUUAUUGAGUGCGAGGAAAUGGUUCAAGGGGCCUGUGAAGCAAAUCGCGGCGGAGGAGAUGGGAAUAGAUGUGUCAGAACCGGGUGUGCUGGAACAGAUCGAAGCGGAAGGGAAAUUAGAUAGGAAAUCGAAAUCAUCAGAGUAA
Molecule: messenger RNA, 1629 nt
Organism: Fomitiporia mediterranea MF3/22
Lineage: Eukaryota; Fungi; Basidiomycota; Agaricomycetes; Hymenochaetales; Hymenochaetaceae
Product: APC amino acid permease
Exons: 9
Coding region: 1-1629 (542 amino acids)
Biological process (GO): transmembrane transport; amino acid transport
Cellular component (GO): membrane
Molecular function (GO): transmembrane transporter activity
Source: RefSeq, a predicted model, not a curated record